This is a messenger RNA of Coffea eugenioides, 1124 nucleotides long. RefSeq names its product transcription repressor OFP7-like. Bases 1 to 1032 code for a protein of 343 amino acids. The record is from RefSeq and is a predicted model, not a curated record. Lineage: Eukaryota; Viridiplantae; Streptophyta; Magnoliopsida; Gentianales; Rubiaceae. The transcript has a single exon. Gene Ontology annotation, biological process: negative regulation of DNA-templated transcription.
AUGACUAAACCGUUCAAACUUCGACUCCAUCUUCCCUCUUUCCAACUUUGUCGUUCCAGAAAGUCUUCUACCAAUUCGGCAAAUAGCCCUUCGCCGGUGACUCGUGCAUUUACUUCUACGACUCCCAAAGCGUUUGACAUUGCGUACCCGUCACCAGCACCGCCACCAUCCACACCAAUUCACCUCUUCUGCAAGCGCAACAUUUCGUCCAAAAUCCUACCAAUUGGCUUGGAAACUAUAGAGCCACUGCCAUGUACCAACACCCAUGCUGAAUCUUCAUGCAACGUGGAAUCACCUGGUUACAGGCACAACAACAGUUUGCAGAAACUGUACAAUUCUCCAGAGGCUUCGGAUGAGUUUGACCAGAGUGCGUGGCCCUUUGCUUCUUUUAAUGCAGAAAACAGUAACAACGAGGGAAACCACCGGGUAAAGGAUCAAUCAGCUGCAACCAGUUUUAGUGUGAGCAUUUCAUCAGCUGAUAGUGGUUGGUUCAGUAGUGAAGAGGGCGAUGAUCCUAAUGAUGAAAGUGAGGGCCUACUUUCAACUUGUUCAAGCUUGGAAUCUUCUUGUGAUUUUGGUCAUCCAGUGAAAACCCCGAGCACUCGGAAGCCCAUAAAUGGAAAUGUAACAAGAAAGAGCAAGAAAAAUGGGAAAGUAAGGAAGUUGAAACGUUAUGUUUCAAAUAGUUGGAAAGACGGUGAGAAAAUAAAACUGGCAACAACAUCAACAAUGCCGCCGCUGGAAAGUGAUUCAUCUGCAACGAAGACGGUUUUGGGGCGGCUACUUCCUUGCGGGGUGGAUGGAAAGGUGAACGAGAGCUACGCAAUUGUGAAGAAAUCGGCAGAUCCAUUUGAUGAUUUUAAGAUGUCAAUGUUGGAAAUGAUACUAGAGAAAGAAAUGUCUGAACCCGAGGAAUUGGAGAAAUUGUUAAUGUGUUUUUUGUCACUGAAUUCAAAGGAACAUCAUGGGGUUAUUGUGGCAGCUUUCACUGAGGUGUGGGAGGAAUUAUUUUCUUCCGAUUCCAAGCCUUAAAAUUCUUCAGGUUGAAAAGGUGGAGAGAUCGACAGUUCAUCAGCUCUACUUUUGACUUCCCUCAUUACAAUAUACAUAUUAUCUCUGUAUAA